Messenger RNA from Pygocentrus nattereri (red-bellied piranha), 3374 nucleotides. It is a transcript of the gene klhl31, whose product is annotated as kelch-like family member 31. Gene Ontology annotation, molecular function: protein binding. The coding region runs from base 159 to 2066 and encodes 635 amino acids. The record is from RefSeq and is a predicted model, not a curated record. The transcript has 3 exons. Gene Ontology annotation, cellular component: nucleus; cytoplasm. Gene Ontology annotation, biological process: negative regulation of protein phosphorylation. NCBI's taxonomy places the organism in Eukaryota, Metazoa, Chordata, Actinopteri, Characiformes, Serrasalmidae.
GAGGAGGAGUUAGCUGGCUGGCAGUCUUUACUGACCACUGGAACAGCGUCUCCCUCUCUCCCUCUCUCCAGCACACCAACUUGGAGGUGCAAGUCCUUCCCUUACCAGCACCCACUUCAUCUCAGCACAGGUCUUGGCUGUGACCAGCUUCAACAGUCAUGGCACCCAAGAAGAACAAGGCCGCUAAGAAGAGCAAAGCAGACAUCAAUGAGAUGACGAUCAUGGUGGAAGACAGCCCAAUCAACAAAAUCAACGGGCUGAACACCCUUCUGGAAGGAGGCAAUGGUUUUAGCUGCAUCUCGACAGAGGUCACCGACCCUGUCUAUGCUCCUAACCUCCUGGAAGGCCUCAGCAACAUGAGACAAGAGAGUUUCCUGUGUGAUCUGACGGUAGCAACCAAGUCCAAGUCCUUCGAUGUGCACAAAGUUGUGAUGGCCUCCUGCAGCGAGUACAUCCACAACAUCCUCAAGAAGGACCCAGCCAUCCAGAAGAUCGACCUCAGCGACCUGUCCCCGGUCGGUCUGGCCACAGCCAUCACGUAUGCCUACUCCGGAAAGCUGACCCUGUCACUGUACACCAUCGGCAGCACAAUUUCUGCAGCUAUGCUCUUGCAGAUCAACACGCUGGUGAAGAUGUGCAGCGACUUUCUGCUGCAGGAGAUUAGCGUGGAAAACUGCAUGUACGUGGUCAACAUUGCCGAUACGUACAACCUGAAAGAAACGAAGGAAGCGGCUCAGAAGUUCAUGCGCGAGAACUUCAUUGAAUUCUCAGAAAUGGAGCAGUUCCUCAAGCUCACCUAUGAGCAGAUCAGCGAUUUCCUGACAGACGACUCCCUGCAGCUGCCCUCUGAGCUCACAGCCUUCCAGAUCGCCAUCAAGUGGUUGGACUUUGAUGAGAAGAGACUGAAAUAUGCCCCUGACUUGCUGACACACAUUCGCUUUGGAACCAUCUCACCCCAGGACCUGGUCAGCCAUGUGCAGACCGUCCCCAGGAUGAUGCAAGACCCUGAGUGUCACCGCCUGUUGGUGGAUGCCAUGAAUUACCACCUGCUGCCUUACCAGCAGAACAUCCUGCAGUCCCGAAGAACCAAGGUCCGCGGUGGCCGAAGAGUGCUGCUUACCGUGGGUGGACGACCUGCCUUGACUGAAAAGUCCCUCAGCAGGGACGUUCUCUAUAGAGAUGAGGACAGCAUUUGGAACAGAUUGACCGAGAUGCCUGCGAAGAGCUUCAACCAGUGUGUGGCUGUGCUAGAUGGCUUCCUCUAUGUGGCUGGUGGUGAAGACCAGAAUGAUGCCAGGAACCAAGCAAAACAUGCUGUCAGCAAUUUCUGCAGGUAUGACCCCCGAUUCAACGCAUGGAUCCACCUCACCAGCAUGAUUCAGAAGCGUACACAUUUCAGCCUGAACACCUUCAACGGUCUCCUGUUUGCUGUGGGUGGACGUAACUCCGAUGGCUGCCAGGCUUCUAUCGAGUGCUACGUUCCAUCCUCCAACCAGUGGCAGAUGAAGACCCCAAUGGAAGUUCCAAGAUGCUGCCAUGCCAGCACAAUCAUAGAUGGCAAGAUCCUGGUAACCGGCGGUUACAUUAACAACGCCUAUUCCAGGGCCGUGUGCUCUUAUGACCCAUCGACGGAUAGCUGGCAGGAUAAAAACAGCCUGAGCACCCCAAGAGGCUGGCAUUGUUCCACCACUGUGGGCGAUCGAGCUUACGUUCUCGGAGGCAGCCAGCUUGGCGGUCGCGGCGAGAGGGUAGAUGUCUUGGCGGUGGAAAGCUUCAACCCUCAUUCUGGCCAGUGGAGCUACGUUGCCCCCUUGCAUACAGGAGUGAGCACAGCUGGCGUUGCCACCCUGAAUAGCAAGAUUUACCUCCUGGGCGGCUGGAACGAAGUUGAGAAGAAGUAUAAGAAAUGCGUUCAGGUGUACAACCCCGACCUCAACGAAUGGACUGAGGACGACGAGCUGCCCGAGGCGACGGUGGGCAUCUCUUGCUGUGUCAUCACCAUCCCCACCCGUAAAACGCGAGAGUCCAGGGCCAGCUCGGUAUCGUCUGCUCCAGUCAGCAUAUAGCUGAUGAUACAGGGUGGUUCGAUAUGCUCAAUGAUGCCGAAAUAGGUGAUCUCAAACUUUUCCUGUCAGAUGUCCACACUGAACUUCAAAUUUAAAAUAAUCCCACAAACUUCCCUUUUCACAUCGACAAGCUUAAUAUGCUUUAAUACAUUUUUAUUACAGUGAACAUCACCUGUUAUUUAUGGGCGACAUCUUUUAUAAUUCGCUUUUAAUAAAUUGCUGAUUGCCUUUUAAUGUUUUUAAUUUUUUCGAUGAAUUUGGAAGUGUAAAAAUGGUUCAAAGCUUGUGUACACAGUAAUUAGAAAUCUGCAGUUGGGUUAGGAAUAACAACUCCGCAGCUUUCAGACACACCUCCUUUAAUAGUUACACUGGGGCCAAUUCUUCUGUAAUUAUCGGUCCUUCUCAAUAACAAGGCAGAUGUAGGACACGGUACGGUGCCAAUAUGCCAAACCUGGUCUUUUAAAAGUCACAAAAUAAUGAUAUUUAGGUCUGUAGACAAUUAUAUAUGAUAUACUUUACAUAUCAUAUAUAUUUAUUUAUACACAAAUUACUUUGUGAUGCAAAAUGAUGUCUGUAUCAGCAGAUAUUUGGCAAAAAAUUGCAGAGAUAUUUAAACUUGACCAAUAUUUCCAACCAGUAUUAAAAUAUCAACAUUUUAUUAAUGUUUGUGUGUCAGCAUCCGCUGAUACAUACAUAAUAUCCCAUCAUAUUCCCAUAGUGGAGCAUCCCUAAGAUUAACAGUCUAUUUAAAGAGUAAUUUACUAGAGAAAGAACAAUAAGCAGAACUUUUUCAGAGCUCUGAUAGUAGAGCUCCUUAGACAUGUCACACAUGCUGCAGCAAGCUCAACAUGAUUUAAUACAAACUGACAUGUAAUGAUUACACUUCAGUUCACCCGGGCGUACCUACCAGGUGUAGGCGUGUUAGAAGCAGUUCAGUUUUACUUUCCCGUCCAGCGCUUGAACAGAAAAUCUAAACAGCGCUCCUCAAAAUACUACAGAGGAACCACCUUCACCACCCAAAGACAGGAAACCUGACGUGAGUCAUAAUAAAAGUUUGAGAGUUCAUUGUGUGGAGGCUUGUGUUGUAAAAUGGUUGAAUGAGGUGAAGCAAUGUUCCUGAUCUCUCUGGGUGAAUUCCUGACAGUUCACGACUUGAAUUGUUCUUGGAAACUGAAUAAUGUGAUGACCGCACACAGUGAUGUGUUGUAUUUGGGGGGAGAUGGCUACUCGAGAGAAGAAGCGUUUGUAAUUAUGCUGAUUCAUCAUGUCCACGUUCUACAUAUUUAUUAAAGGUUCCUAUAAAAUGUU